Molecule: messenger RNA, 1098 nt
Organism: Hirundo rustica (Barn swallow)
Lineage: Eukaryota; Metazoa; Chordata; Aves; Passeriformes; Hirundinidae
Gene: CRLS1
Product: cardiolipin synthase 1
Exons: 7
Coding region: 1-849 (282 amino acids)
Biological process (GO): cardiolipin biosynthetic process
Cellular component (GO): membrane; mitochondrion
Molecular function (GO): cardiolipin synthase activity
Source: RefSeq, a predicted model, not a curated record
AUGCUGGCCGCCGCCUGGCUGGCCAGGGGCUCCUGGGGGCUCCUCCGCGGCGCGGCGAGGAGGCCUCUGGGCGGCCGGCCCGGUUCGGCGGCGGCGGCGGGCGGGGGCGUUUCGUGCCCGCCCGCCUGCGCCGGGCCCCCGCGGCUGCUGCGCGCUCCCGCCGCCGCCUGGCGCCUCCUCAGCGGCGGGGCCGCGCCGCCCGAACCCCCCCGGCAGCGCGGCGCGGCGGGGCCCUACGCCGAGCUGUAUGAAAACCCCUGGACCAUCCCGAAUAUCCUGUCCAUGGCGAGAAUGGGCCUGGCGCCGGUUUUAGGCUAUCUGAUUGUUGAAGAGAAUUUCAACGUCGCCCUGGGUGUGUUUGUCCUGGCCGGCGUGACGGACCUGCUGGACGGAUUUAUUGCACGGAACUGGGCUAAUCAGAAGUCGGCGCUGGGAAGUGCUCUCGAUCCCCUGGCAGAUAAAAUCCUCAUCAGCGUGCUCUACGUGAGCCUAACCUGUGCAAAUCUUAUCCCAGUUCCCCUGACUUCCAUGAUCAUCCUGCGGGAUGCGGCGCUCAUCGCUGCGGUUUUCUACGUGCGGUACAAAACUCUCUCUCCGCCGAGAACACUGAGUAGGUAUUUUAACCCCUGUUAUGCUACUGCACAAUUAAAACCAACGUUCAUUAGCAAGAUGAACACGGCGGUUCAGCUGAUUUUGGUGGCGGCUUCUUUAGCGGCUCCUGUUUUCAAUUAUGUGGACAGCAUUUAUCUGCAAACAUUAUGGUGCAUCACAGCUUUCACAACGGUGACGUCUGCCUACAGCUAUUACCACUACGGCAGAAAAACCGUCCAGGUGAUCAAGAACAAGUGAAGGUAUCCCCGUGCUAAAAGGUGAAAUGUUCCUGGAGGGGCAGGAAGGUGCUCUGCUCCCCCACAGGUGGUGGCAUGGCCGCUGGGUUUUGGAUCAAAGCACCCUCUGUUCUUCUGCUUGAACCGUGGCAUCACCGUGAAGUGAAAUUGGAACGUGUGUAUAUAUGUAGAGAGAGACUUUUCAGUGUAUUUUUAAUUUCCUUGAAAAAUGAGGUUGUUUACGAAAACAAAUAAACAACGUUCUUACAAA